AUGCACCUAUCCAAAAGCAGAGGCAUGCCGGCUCUGGUAGCACUGGGUGCGUUAAGCCAGAUAGCUUACUCCACACCCACCCUAAGUAGUGCUGCCGCGUUACCUAGCCCAACCAUGAUCGACUUUGACGACGAUGGUGUUGUCGGAGGGCUCUAUCGUCCGGCUGUCAAUAGCCCUAGGUCCAGCAUUGCAGUAUAUGUGAUGCACGCCGAAAGUGACUAUCUGUCGUUCUCCGCUUGUACAGAGCUUCCGCAGCGCGGCUUCACUACUUUGUGCGCAAACAACGCUGCAGACAAGACAGGCGUGAUGUCGACCAUCUACUUUGAAGAUGAACUCACCCAGGUUGAUCAAGGAAUGCGGUACCUGCGCAACUUGACCGGGAUUGAUAAGGUUGUGCUAUUCGGUCACAGCGGUGGUGGUGCUAUGAUGGCUGCUUAUCAAGAUGUCGCCGAGAAUGGCGUCAGUGCAUGCCAGGGACCGGAGAAAAUUCAUAACUGUACCGAUGCUGUUGCUGAUCUUCUUCCUGCUGAUGGUAUCAUGCUUAUUGAUGCCAAUUACGGGCUCGGAAGUAUGCCCUUUUUGAGCUUGAACCCUGCUCUUACUGGUCCCCAUGGGACAACGUUGAACCAGAGUUUGAACCUAUUCAAUCCCGCGAAUGGGUUUGUCAAGGGUGGUUCCUCUAACUUCACCGACGCCUUCAAGAAAAGGUACGAGGCUGGUGUAGUGAAGCGAAACAAUGAUAUCAUCACCUAUGCAAAGGACCGACUUGCCAAAAUCGAGUCUGGAGAGACUGGUCUGACUGAUGACGAGCCGUUGUAUAUUACCGAUGCCGCGUACGGAACCAUGAACAACAAAUUCUUCUCCCAGGAUGUGAGCUACAUCGCUCAUACCACGUACCCGUGGAAACUGCUCCACAAGGGCGGAAAGAUCACAAAUCAGAUUGUGCAUACCGUUCGGGUGCCUGUAAACUUUGAAAGCUAUGCGACUUCGUAUAUGCAGGGUGCCCUCAAGACCACCAUUCGCCGAUUCUUGGGUACUUUUGCUAUUCGAGCUGGCGAGGAUUUCGAAAUCAUGCCUGAUGGAUUCAAGGGUAUCGAUUUUGCUUCCAACCAAUUCUCUCCAUCUGAGUCUAUCAAGGGUGUUACGGUUCCAUUGCUCAACAUGGGUAUGACUGGUCACUGGGAGUAUCUGAAUGCGGAAAAGAUUCACCUAAAUGCUGCUAGCAAUGAUACCGAUAUCGCGUUUGUGGAAGGGGCUACACACAAAAUCGCAACUUGCCUAGAAUGUGAAAAGUAUCCUGGGGAAUUCGGCCAUACCAUGAUUACUGCGUAUGACUAUAUGGCUGGUUGGCUGGCAAAGAAGGGUCGAUUCUUGUAA
Penicillium pulvis is the source of this 1377-nucleotide messenger RNA. RefSeq lists its product as uncharacterized. The transcript has a single exon. Lineage: Eukaryota; Fungi; Ascomycota; Eurotiomycetes; Eurotiales; Aspergillaceae. Bases 1 to 1377 code for a protein of 458 amino acids. The record is from RefSeq and is a predicted model, not a curated record.